CUUCUCUCUCUCUUCUUCUUUCUUCCCCCUCACUCUUCCCAACGGGGACCCUGCCUUCGAGAGUCCUCUUUCUCUCCCAUCCAACCUGCAGCAAUGGGAGUAGUUUCAUUUUAGUCAUCCUGUACUGCAAUUGCACGUAAACAUCUCCAGGUCUUUCCUUUUCUUCCCCCCCUCACACCGACCAAGCCACCUAGCUGUAGGCUGGUCAGGCCUCCUCAUUCAUCAUGGCGACUACAUCGACGAUGUUCAUGUACUCCCUGACGAUCCAGCCACCCACUGCGAUCAAUCAGGCCAUCCUGGGUCAAUUCGCGGGUACCAAAGAGCAGCAGAUCGUCACCGCGUCGGGUUCUAAGCUCACCAUCCACCGCCCGGAUCCCACACAGGGCAAGGUGACCCCGAUCUUCUCUCAAGAUGCCUUCGGUAUUAUCCGUAGCUUAGCCGCUUUUCGCUUGGCUGGCAGUAAUAAAGAUUAUAUCAUUAUCGGCUCUGACUCGGGACGGAUCACCGUCAUUGAAUACGUUCCCUCCCAGAAUCGUUUCAACCGCAUCCAUCUGGAGACUUUUGGAAAGUCGGGGGUACGCCGGGUCGUUCCGGGGCAGUAUCUGGCGGUGGACCCUAAGGGUAGGGCGUGCUUGAUCGCCUCGGUGGAGAAGAACAAACUCGUCUAUGUCCUCAAUCGGAACUCGCAGGCCGAGCUGACGAUCUCUUCUCCGCUGGAGGCCCAUAAGCCCCAAACCCUGGUCUUCACUGUGAUCUCGCUGGACGUGGGGUAUGAGAAUCCCAUCUUCGCAGCCCUCGAGGUGGACUACGCCGAAUGCGACCAGGACCCCACGGGCCAGGCGUAUGAAGAGGCGGAGAAGCUGUUGGUCUACUACGAGCUCGACCUGGGUUUGAAUCACGUCGUUCGGAAGUGGGCUGACCCGGUGGACCGCACGGCGACUUUGCUCUUCCAGGUCCCCGGCGGCGCGGACGGCCCCAGUGGUGUCUUGGUGUGUGCCGAGGACAACGUCACGUACCGUCACUCCAACCAGGACGCGUUCCGAGUGCCCAUCCCUCGGCGCCGCGGUGCCACGGAGAACCCCGAGCGAAAGCGCUGUAUCAUUGCGGGCGUGAUGCACAAGAUGAGAGGCGCUUUCUUCUUCCUGCUCCAGACCGAGGACGGUGACCUCUUCAAGGUCACCAUUGAGAUGGUCGAAGACAGCAAACGGCAGCUGACGGGCGAGGUCAGCCGACUGAAGAUCAAAUACUUUGAUACGGUGCCCGUGGCGUCGAAUCUGUUGAUCCUCAAGAGUGGGUUCCUCUACGUGGCUAGCGAGGCCGGCAACCACCAUUUUUACCAGUUCGAGAAGCUGGGCGACGAUGACGAGGAGACGGAGUAUUCGAGUGACAACUUCUCUGCCGAUCCGUCAGUUCCCUACGAACCGGUCUACUUCCAUGCGCGAGGGGCCGAGAACCUCAACCUGGUGGACACGAUCAACUCCUUGAACCCGUUGAUUGACAGCAAGGUUGCCAACCUGACCGAGGACGACGCGCCGCAGAUCUACACGGUCUCCGGAACCGGGGCUCGCAGCAGCUUUAGGACCCUGAAACAUGGCUUGGAAGUCUCCGAGAUCGUCGAGUCGGAACUUCCCAGUGUGCCUUCUGCUGUGUGGACAACCAAGUUGACCCGCGAAGAUGAGUAUGAUGCCUAUAUCAUCCUUUCGUUCGCCAACGGGACCCUGGUCCUGAGCAUUGGCGAGACCGUCGAGGAAGUGACCGAUACCGGGUUCCUCUCGUCCGCGCCCACGCUCGCUGUCCAGCAGCUGGGCGAGGAUUCGCUGAUUCAAAUUCACCCCCGCGGCAUCCGGCAUAUCCUCGUCGAUCGCCGUGUCAAUGAGUGGCCGGCGCCGCAACACCGUUCGAUCGUGGCGGCGGCGACCAACGAGCGCCAGGUGGCAGUGGCGUUAAGUUCGGGCGAGAUCGUCUAUUUCGAGAUGGAUGCCGACGGAUCGCUGGCCGAGUACGACGAGCGGCGACAGAUGUCGGGCACCGUGACGUGCCUCAGUCUGGGUGAGGUGCCCGAGGGUCGUAUGCGCAGCGCCUUUCUUGCCGUCGGCUGCGACGAUUCGACGGUCCGUGUUCUGAGUCUGGACCCAGACUCGACCCUGGAGAACAAGUCGGUCCAAGCCCUGACUGCUGCGCCGUCUGCGCUGAACAUCAUGUCGAUGUCCGACUCCAGCUCCGGAGGAUCCACACUCUACUUGCACAUUGGCCUUCAUUCGGGUGUUUACCUGCGAACGGUCUUGGACGAGGUCACUGGUGAGCUUUCGGAUACCCGCACGCGGUUUCUGGGGUCCAAGGCCGUCAACCUUUUCCAGGUGUCGGUCAAAGGGCAAACUGCCGUGCUGGCUUUGAGCUCCCGUCCGUGGUUGGGCUACUCGGACAUCCAAACUAAAGGGUUCACCCUUACACCCUUGGACUAUGUGCCACUCGAGUGGGGCUGGAACUUUUCCAGUGAACAAUGCGUAGAAGGCAUGGUUGGUAUCCAAGGCCAAAACCUUCGCAUCUUCUCCAUUGAAAAAUUGGACAAUAAUAUGCUUCAGCAGUCCAUUCCGCUUUCACAUACUCCCCGUCGUCUUGUGAAGCAUCCGGAACAGCCCUUUUUCUAUGUCAUUGAGUCGGACAACAAUGUCCUUUCCGAGAGUACGAGGGCUCGGUUACUCGAGGAUUCCAAGGCGCGGGGCGACGAUGAUACCGAGCUUCCACCCGACGAGUUUGGAUAUCCUCGGGCGACUGGCCACUGGGCCUCUUGUAUCCAAAUAGUGGAUCCGGUCGAUGCCAAGGCGGUGAUCGGGAGCAUUGAGCUGGAAGACAACGAGGCCGCGGUUAGCGUUGCCACCGUCCCGUUCACCAGCCAGGAUGAUGAGACGUUCCUGGUGGUGGGAACGGCGAAAGACAUGACGGUCAGCCCGCCUUCAUCCGGGGGAGGGUUUAUCCACAUCUACCGAUUCCAAGAAGAUGGGCGAGAGCUGGAGUUCAUUCACAAGACCAAGGUGGACCAUCCUCCCCUUGCUCUUCUUGCAUUCCAGGGCCGCUUGGUCGCUGGUCUUGGCUCGAUCCUUCGGGUCUACGACCUCGGAAUGAAGCAGCUCCUUCGAAAAUGCCAGGCCCCGGUGGUCCCGAAUACCAUCGUCGGCCUGCAGACCCAAGGCAGCCGUAUCGUCGUCAGCGACGUCCGCGAGAGUGUCACCUUCGUUGUGUACAAAUACCAAGAGAACGUGUUGAUUCCGUUCGUCGAUGACUCUGUUUCUCGCUGGGCGACCUCGACGGCCAUGGUCGACUACGAGACGGUUGCCGGUGGCGACAAGUUCGGCAACAUAUGGCUUGUGCGCUGCCCCAAGAAGAUCUCGGACGAGGCGGACGAGGAAGGAUCGGGCGCGCAUCUCAUCCACGAACGCGGCUACCUCCACGGUACGCCCAACCGCGUGGAGUUGAUGGCCCAUGUUUACACGCAGGACAUCCCAACCUCCCUGCACAAGGCUCAGCUUGUUGCGGGUGGACGAGAUAUCUUGGUGUGGACGGGCUUCCACGGCACAGUGGGCAUGCUCGUCCCCUUCGUCAGCCGCGAAGACGUCGACUUCUUCCAGAAUCUGGAGAUGAAUCUGGCGGCCCAGAAUCCCCCGAUCGCGGGACGGGACCACCUCAUCUACCGGAGCUACUAUGCCCCGGUCAAGGGGGUGAUCGACGGGGAUCUGUGUGAAACGUAUUUCCUAUUGCCUAAUGACAUGAAGAUGAUGAUCGCAGGGGAUCUUGACCGUUCAGUCCGUGAGAUUGAACGGAAGAUUUCGGACAUGCGAACGAGAGUGGCGUACUGAUCUUGGACGGAUUCCGGCGUCAAAUGAGGCAUUUGCUUUCUCUCCUACCUAUUUGUUUGCCUACUGUACGGGGUUGCUAGAUACCCGAUAAUUGAUUAGAGAUUCCCAUAUGUACAGCUAAGAUUCCGGGUCUCAC
Messenger RNA from Aspergillus campestris IBT 28561, 3990 nucleotides. RefSeq names its product DDB1/RSE1 family protein. NCBI's taxonomy places the organism in Eukaryota, Fungi, Ascomycota, Eurotiomycetes, Eurotiales, Aspergillaceae. Gene Ontology annotation, molecular function: protein binding; U2 snRNA binding. Gene Ontology annotation, biological process: mRNA splicing, via spliceosome. Gene Ontology annotation, cellular component: U2 snRNP; nucleus. The transcript has 4 exons. The record is from RefSeq and is a predicted model, not a curated record. Bases 225 to 3854 code for a protein of 1209 amino acids.